GGUAUUGUGUCGGCCAGUCCACUUUAACAUUAUGGGGUAUUGUGUCGGCCAGUCCACUUUAACAUUAUGGGGUAUUGUGUCGGCCAGUGCACUUUAACAUUAUGGAGUAUUGUGUCGGCCAGUGCACUUUAACAUUAUGGGGUAUUGUGUCGGCCAGUGCACUAACAUUAUGGGGUAUUGUGUCGGCCAGUGCACUUUAACAUUAUGGGGUAUUGUGUCGGCCAGUGCACUUUAACAUUAUGGGGUAUUGUGUCGGCCAGUGCACUUUAACAUUAUGGGGUAUUGUGUCGGCCAGUGCACUUUAACAUUAUGGGGUAUUGUGUCGGCCAGUGCACUUUAACAUUAUGGGGUAUUGUGUCGGCCAGUGCACUUUAACAUUAUGGGGUAUUGUGUCGGCCAGUGCACUUUAACAUUAUGGGGUAUUGUGUCGGCCAGUGCACUUUAACAUUAUGGGGUAUUGUGUCGGCCAGUGCACUUUAACAUUAUGGGGUAUUGUGUCGGCCAGUGACAAUAAAAUAAAACUUUAAUCAAUUUUAAAUUCAGGCUGCUACACAACAACAUUUAGUCAAGGGGUGUGAAUACUUUCUGAAAGCACAGUGAGUAUACCAAACAUUAGGAACACCUUCCUAAUAUUGAGUUGCACCCCUCCCCCAUUUGCCCUCAGAACAGCCUUAAUUUAUCAGGGGGACAGACUCUACAAGGAGUGGAAAGCGUUCCACAGGGAUGCUGGCCCAUGUUGACUCCAAUGCUUCCCACAGUUGUGUCAAGUUGCCUUGAUGUCCUUUGGGUGGUGGACCAUUCUUGAUACACACGGGAAACCGUUGAGCGGGAAAAAAACAGCAUCUAUUGUCUUGCCCAUUCACCCUCUGAACAGCACACACACACACACACACACACACACACACUGUCUCAAUUCUUCUUUAACCCGUCUCCUCCCCUUCAUCUAAACUGAUUUAAAGUGUAUUUAACAAGUGACAUCAAUAAGGGAUCAUAGCUUUCACCUGGAUUCACUGGUCAAUCUAUGUCAUGGAAAGAGCAGGUGUUCUUAAUGUUUGGAUACUCCGUGAACAUUCUGACUGAACAGUGCUGUGAUGAUAGGGAUUGUUGCGUUACCAACUUUUGCAGCCCAAGGGAAGGAGAACGAAGUGGGCCCUGGAGGUGACGAGGCCCCCAGGGGAUGGUGGUUCUCUGACACCCAGGCUCGGAGCUUCGACGCCGGGCAGCAGUGUCAGGCUAGCCUGGGGCUUGAGGAGAGUGUGGAGGCUGUGAGGACAGCAGUGAAGGACCUGGGCCCGUUUGACGGUGUGCUGGGGUUCAGCCAGGGCGCUGCUCUAGUUGCCAUGCUCUGUUCUAUACAGGAGCAGAAUCUAGAACCACAAUUCCAGUUCCGCUUCGCUAUACUGGUGGCCGGGUUCCGGAGUGCUUGUUUGGAACACCAGGGGUUCUAUGGCAGCCCUGCUCCACUCGCCAUCCCGUCCCUGCACGUCUUCGGACAGGAAGACCAGGUCAUUUCUGAUAGGAUGAGCCGGGAGCUCCUUCCCCUGUUCCAGGAGCCUCAGGUGCUGACUCAUCCUGGUGGCCAUUUUGUGCCAGCGGCCUCGGCACACAGACAGACUUAUCAGGAGUUUCUCAAGAGGUUUCAGUAGGGGAAGGAGAAGCAUGGAAACUAUUCCAUCCUAGAAGUUUCAGAGGAGGUAAAUGUCUGAAAAUGAAUGUUGCUCAUCCAAAGAUGGCAAGUAACGAGCAUGUUGAUUUAAGUUAACACUGUUAUCAGGUGUAUCCAGAAAUUGUAAAAAUAUUUUAUUGGAAAGUGUCUUUAAUUUUCAUACAAUGUUUGUAGGCUACCACAGUAACAAAAUGACUCCAUACAAAUUCUACUGUCAUUCUCGGGGGGGGUAUAACAUUUUUGUUGAAAAAUAAAUUCCAAUAAACAUUGACAUUUA
Molecule: messenger RNA, 1943 nt
Organism: Oncorhynchus keta (chum salmon)
Lineage: Eukaryota; Metazoa; Chordata; Actinopteri; Salmoniformes; Salmonidae
Gene: ovca2
Product: OVCA2 serine hydrolase domain containing
Exons: 2
Coding region: 1092-1646 (184 amino acids)
Biological process (GO): response to retinoic acid
Cellular component (GO): nucleus; cytoplasm
Source: RefSeq, a predicted model, not a curated record